Messenger RNA from Camellia sinensis, 1152 nucleotides. Its product is annotated as NAC domain-containing protein 6. The record is from RefSeq and is a predicted model, not a curated record. Gene Ontology annotation, biological process: regulation of DNA-templated transcription. Lineage: Eukaryota; Viridiplantae; Streptophyta; Magnoliopsida; Ericales; Theaceae. Gene Ontology annotation, molecular function: DNA binding.
AGAGAAUUAAUUCAUCAAUCAAACACUUGAGCACUGAACCACUAUCAAAAAAAUGGACAACAAAACAACACCAGAGCUUAAGCUACCAGGUUUCAGGUUCCACCCUACUGAGGAAGAACUUCUCAACUAUUACCUCAAAAAGAUUGCAAUGGGUAAUAAUAAGUUGAGUUUGAACAUCAUCGGCUUUCUCAACAUAUACCAUCACGAACCUUGGGAAUUGCCUGGAUUGGCAAAGAUAGGGGAGAGAGAGUGGUACUUUAUUGUGCCUAGAGACAGAAGGAAUGGUCAUGGUGGAAGGCCCAACCGAAUCACUCAGAAUGGGUUUUGGAAAGCAACCGGCUCAGACCGCCUGAUUCGAUGCUUGUCGGACCCUACAAAAAUCCUGGGCCUUAGAAAGACGCUGGUUUUUUAUAAAGGGAGAGCACCUCGAGGGUGCAAGACCGAUUGGGUGAUGAAUGAGUAUAGACUUCCAGAUAACUCCUCCUUCCCCAAGGAGGACAUAGUACUCUGCAAGAUUUAUAGAAAAGCAACCUCAUUGAAAGUUUUGGAGGAAAGGGCAGCCAUAGAAGAAAAAUCAAGGAUAUUACAUCAAACACCUUCGUCUCCACGAUCACAGGACAGCAGUGACCACCCUCAAGAAAGUUUUGUGUCACUGACAGUGUCCCAACAGGACAUUGUUUUCAAGAUAGAGGAAGAAGAAGAAGAAGAGCAAGAGAUCAAGAAUGUUUCCUCUUCAUCUUCUCUUGGAUUUGGUUCCAUGAAAGAGCACUUGACAGAGCUUGAAGUGCCCAAGUUCAGCAUGGACCACCUGACUAUGGAUCCAUUAUGGAGCCAGUUGAAAAGCCCAUGGCUAGGCAACUGGAGCCCCUACUAUGCCAAUGUGCUUAACUUCUGAGAAAGAGUAUUGGUGAAUAAUGGUAAACAAUUUGGCAUAUUCCAGUAUUGAAAAGGCAUGUGCCAUGCACAUGAAGAAGGCUAAGUUUGAAUUGUAAUGAGGUUCAAAGGUGCCAUGUGGUUUGAAGUGAUAACCAUCCCACAUUGUCAGCAUCAAGAAAUAAUAUUUAGGUUAUAUUUGGGUAGGAAUUUAGAAAUGAAAAAAAUGUGUGAAUUGUAACUAUUUGAUUCAUAUUUUAUUCACAUUUUCUUUUGGUC